AUGGCAAGCGAGAAGGGAGGAUGUCAAACCAAGAACACUGUGCGCAUCAAGGGGGAAAAUGAAGAAGAAAAGGAGAUUAUUCCACUUGACCAAGAUGACAUUGCUCUAUUGAAACUAUAUGGCUCGGGACCAUACCACGCCACGGUGAAGGAGUUGGAGGAGUUUGUGAAGACAAAGGCAGAGGCGGUUAACAAACUCGCUGGCACACGGGAUAAUGAACUUGGACUUGCACCACCCGUACAGUGGGAUCUAAACAGUGACCAGGAGGUGAUGCGGUCUGAGAACUCCCUUCAUGUUGCUCGUUGCACCCGUAUCAUAAACAAAGGUCAGGACGAUGCGAAGUACGUUGUAGCCAUUCGUGACACAGCCAAGUACGUGGUGAAACUUGGCAACCGCGUGGCCCGUCAGGACAUUGAGGAAUCCAUGCGUGUGGGUGUGUUAGUUGGGUAUUCCAGCAUUCACAUCGAAAUACCCCUCCCACCUCGUGUUGACCCGUCUGUAUCGAUGAUGCAGGUAGAAGAAAAGCCAGACGUUACAUAUAAUGAUGUGGGUGGAGCAAAGGAGCAGAUCGACCGCAUUCGGGAGGUCGUGGAAUUACCCCUCACUAACCCAGAGAAAUACACACAGCUUGGUAUAGAUCCACCGAAGGGUGUGUUGCUCUACGGUCCACCGGGGACGGGGAAGACGCUCUUAGCGAAGGCUGUCGCCAACCGUACGGACGCGACUUUUAUUCGUGUGAUUGGUUCCGAGCUGGUUCAGCGUUAUAUUGGUGAGGGUGCCCGAAUGAUUCGGGAGAUUUUUCAGCUUGCAAGGACCAAGAAGGCAGCCAUCAUUUUCUUUGAUGAAGUGGAUGCUGUUGGUGGUGCUCGAGGUGGUGGUGAUGGUGACGACGAAAUUCAGCGAACGAUGCUUGAGAUGGUGAACCAGAUGGAUGGCUUCGACUCACGUGGUAAUAUAAAGGUUAUAAUGGCAACGAACCGUCCUGAUACGUUAGACCCCGCCCUCACACGCCCAGGUCGCAUGGACCGCAAACUUGAGGUUGGUCUGCCGGAUCUGGAGGGUCGAACAAAGAUCCUUCGCAUCCACGCCAAGUCACUCUCGUGUGAGAAGGCGAUCAGGUUCGAACUGAUUGCGAGGUUGUGCCCGAACGCAACGGGUGCCGAUUUGAGGUCGGUCUGUACGGAAGCAGGCAUGUUUGCCAUCAGGGCGCGCCGCAAGACAAUUAACGAGAAAGACUUCUUGGAUGCCGUUAACAAAGUGAUUAAGGGCCACCAUAAGUUCAGCGCAACAGCCAAAUACAUGGUGUACAACUAA
This is a messenger RNA of Trypanosoma brucei brucei TREU927, 1314 nucleotides long. RefSeq names its product proteasome regulatory ATPase subunit 1. Gene Ontology annotation, molecular function: ATP binding; proteasome-activating activity; ATP hydrolysis activity. Gene Ontology annotation, biological process: proteasome-mediated ubiquitin-dependent protein catabolic process. The record is from RefSeq and is a predicted model, not a curated record. Bases 1 to 1314 code for a protein of 437 amino acids. The transcript has a single exon. Lineage: Eukaryota; Euglenozoa; Kinetoplastea; Trypanosomatida; Trypanosomatidae. Gene Ontology annotation, cellular component: proteasome regulatory particle, base subcomplex.